ACUCUUCUUCUUCUUCUAGAAAGCGGCACGCAGCCCUAGGCCCCGUCUCGCCUCAUAUCUCCACACGCCUCUCUCUGACAACAAAUUCAUAAUACGCAGAAACAUACACGAAACCAUUGCAAAACCCCUCCCACUCCUCUCUGAGCCAAUCCUUAUCCGACGCCGUUUUCAUCUGGAUGCGUGACCACCACCAUUAUCAGCAUCACCAGGCGUCAUGUAUAUAACGGCGUCGUCCUCAGCCUCAUCAAUCCUCAGAGCCUCUUCUUCUUAUCUUAGGGCAAGGCUCGUCCCUCCCUCGCUUUCUAGAACCUUGGUUGCUUCUUCGCCUCCCAAGGCUUACCGAUCCCUCAACUUCUCCUCUGCGGUUCGGUCCCUCCGGUACUCCGCCCCUCGCUGGAGUCACGGUGUCGAUUGGCGCUCUCCGAUCAGUCUCCGCUCUCAAAUCAGGGCCGUCGCUCCCGUGAUCGAACAGUUCCAGAGGAAGAUCUCCACCAUGGCUUCUGAACAUCCUUUUAAGGCAAACUUGACAAGUCUUCCGAAGCCAGGAGGCGGCGAGUUUGGAAAGUUCUACAGCCUUCCGUCUUUGAAUGAUCCAAGGAUUGAGAAGUUGCCGUACUCUAUCAGAAUCCUUCUUGAGUCUGCAAUUCGUAAUUGUGACAACUUCCAAGUCAAGAAGGAAGAUGUUGAGAAAAUUAUUGAUUGGGAGAACACUUCUCCAAAGCAAGUUGAAAUUCCCUUCAAGCCUGCUCGUGUUCUCUUGCAGGAUUUUACUGGAGUUCCUGCUGUGGUCGACCUUGCUUGUAUGCGGGAUGCCAUGAACAGACUUGGCAGUGAUUCUAACAAGAUCAAUCCUUUGGUUCCGGUGGAUCUUGUAAUUGAUCAUUCGGUUCAAGUUGAUGUAACAAGGUCUGAAAAUGCCGUGCAGGCCAAUAUGGAUCUUGAAUUUCAGAGAAACAAGGAGAGAUUUGGUUUUCUUAAAUGGGGAUCUACUGCUUUCCAUAACAUGCUUGUUGUUCCUCCUGGUUCUGGUAUUGUCCAUCAGGUUAAUCUUGAAUAUCUCGGACGAGUUGUUUUCAACACUGACAACAUACUCUAUCCUGAUAGUGUGGUUGGAACUGAUUCCCAUACAACCAUGAUUGAUGGGUUAGGAGUUGCUGGCUGGGGAGUUGGAGGUAUUGAAGCAGAGGCAGCAAUGCUUGGCCAGCCCAUGAGCAUGGUGUUGCCUGGUGUUGUUGGGUUCAAGUUAUCUGGAAAAUUGCGAAAUGGUGUUACUGCUACCGACUUGGUUUUAACUGUGACACAAAUGCUGAGAAAGCAUGGCGUUGUUGGCAAAUUUGUUGAGUUCUAUGGGGAUGGCAUGGGUGAGCUAUCACUUGCUGACAGGGCCACUAUCGCCAAUAUGUCUCCUGAAUAUGGUGCAACCAUGGGAUUCUUCCCUGUAGAUCGUGUCACUUUACAGUAUCUCAAAUUAACUGGAAGAAGUGAUGAGACAGUGGCCAUGAUAGAAGCUUAUCUCCGUGCAAAUAAGCUGUUUGUUGACUACAAUGAGCCUCAACUAGAAAGGGUGUACUCCUCUUACUUACAACUGGAUCUUACGGAUGUUGAGCCUUGUAUUUCAGGACCAAAGAGACCUCAUGAUCGUGUGGCUUUGAAAGAAAUGAAGGCUGACUGGCAUUCUUGUCUUGAUAACAAAGUUGGAUUCAAGGGGUUUGCCAUACCAAAAGAAGCACAAGACAAAGUGGCCAAGUUUUCAUUUCAUGGAGAGCCUUCAGAGCUUAAGCAUGGCAGUGUUGUAAUUGCUGCAAUCACGAGCUGCACCAAUACAUCAAACCCUAGUGUCAUGCUUGGUGCCGGUCUUGUUGCGAAAAAGGCUUGUGAACUUGGUUUGCAGGUCAAACCAUGGGUAAAAACAAGUCUUGCUCCAGGUUCUGGAGUUGUUACAAAAUAUUUACUCCAGAGUGGCCUGCAAAAAUAUUUAAAUCAACAGGGCUUCCAUAUUGUUGGAUAUGGUUGCACAACAUGUAUUGGGAAUUCAGGGGACUUAGAUGAAUCGGUUGCUUCUGUUAUUUCAGAAAAUGACAUUGUAGCAGCUGCUGUGCUCUCUGGGAACCGAAAUUUUGAGGGACGUGUUCAUGCGUUGACAAGAGCUAACUACCUUGCAUCACCCCCUUUAGUGGUUGCCUAUGCACUGGCUGGCACGGUAGACAUUGACUUCAAUAAGGAGCCAAUUGGCACAUCGAAGGAUGGUAAGAGUGUCUUUUUCAAGGAUAUCUGGCCUUCCACAGAAGAAAUUGCGGAGGCUGUUCAAUCCAGUGUGUUGCCUGCUAUGUUCAAAAGUACUUAUGAGGCUAUUACAAAAGGCAAUCCCAUGUGGAAUGAGCUAUCAGUUCCAACUGGCACCCUGUACUCGUGGGACCCCAACUCAACCUACAUUCAUGAUCCACCAUACUUCAAGAACAUGACCAUGGAUCCUCCUGGAGCCCAUGGAGUGAAGGAUGCUUACUGCCUGCUGAACUUUGGUGACAGUAUUACAACAGAUCACAUUUCCCCCGCAGGAAGCAUUCAUAAGGACAGUCCUGCUGCCAAAUACCUCCUCGAGCGUGGGGUGGAUCGCAAGGACUUCAACUCUUAUGGAAGUCGCCGUGGCAAUGAUGAAAUAAUGGCAAGGGGAACUUUUGCCAAUAUCCGCAUUGUUAACAAGCUCUUGAAUGGGGAAGUGGGUCCGAAAACAAUUCAUGUUCCUACAGGAGAGAAACUCUAUGUUUUUGAUGCAGCUACGAGGUAUAAGGCUGCUGGGCAGGACACGAUCAUACUGGCUGGUGCUGAGUAUGGGAGUGGAAGCUCUAGGGAUUGGGCGGCCAAGGGUCCAAUGUUAUUGGGUGUUAAAGCAGUGAUUGCCAAAAGCUUUGAAAGAAUUCAUCGCAGUAACUUGGUGGGAAUGGGUAUUAUUCCACUUUGUUACAAGGCUGGUGAGGAUGCAGAGACUCUAGGAUUGACUGGUCAUGAGCGUUACACCAUUGACCUCCCAAGCAACAUUAGCGAGAUAAGGCCGGGCCAAGAUGUGACUGUCACAACUGAUACCGGAAAAUCUUUCACCUGCAUCGCCCGCUUUGACACUGAGGUGGAAUUGGCUUACUUCCAUCACGGAGGCAUUCUUCAAUAUGUUCUCCGGAAUUUGAUCAAGCAAUAAACGAGUGCAUUGUUUGAUUAUCGGCCUUGCCGCAUCCUUUUGAGUUCUCUUUGAUUGUAAAAUGUGAGGAGGGAAUAAGCUUCUUAAUAAUAGAAAAAAAAAUCCCUUUGAUGGGACAGGAAUUUUCGUUUCAAAACAUUGUUAUUGAGGGGUGCAACCAUGUUGUUGCCUGUCAACAAAGGAAGAGCGUGUUUUUAGUAUAUUAUUCUUUUUCCUAUUUUGCGA
Corylus avellana is the source of this 3415-nucleotide messenger RNA. Its product is annotated as aconitate hydratase, cytoplasmic. The record is from RefSeq and is a predicted model, not a curated record. NCBI's taxonomy places the organism in Eukaryota, Viridiplantae, Streptophyta, Magnoliopsida, Fagales, Betulaceae.